UACCGCUCUUCUCAGAGGUGACCAAAGGAUCCGUGAGUGAAUGUGAUUCUGAAGUAAAUAUCACAUCUUCUCCUGAGAUGUGGCCGCUGUCUCAAGAGCCUGAACAAUCUUCGUCAUCAUUGCCAAGAUCAGAAAGCUUUUUUCCACUUGAGACGAGGCUUCGGAGAUCACAGCACCUGUCGACUACCUCAGAAUCCUCUCUGUCAAAUUCACGAACAGGAGGCCAGAAAGUGGAACUCUGUGACUCUCCAAAACCAAGCCCAUGGACAAGAUCUUCUGCAGCACAGGAGCAGGAGCAAUCCUCAGAGCUUCUGCCAACAUCAUCUCCUUCACUUCCAAAAACCAAAUUAAAUCAAACUCUCUCAGGCUUCGAGGACCAUAUUUCCACUGUCAGCGUCUGUCCUGGUGGAAUACCAUCUGUUAGGUCUUCUCAAUGUCAUUCUCCUGCUUUUUUCAUCUCUAAACAAAGUCCAAAACCUCCAGAUUCUCUGUCCCCAAGGUCUAGAUCAGUUUCUUCUCCAGUAAACCCAAUCCUAACCAGACCUGCAUAUUCAACACAUGCUGCUGAAUCAAAAUUAUCUCAACUGUCUCCAGAACGUGCCAUCACUUCCCCAAGCGCUGCAGUUCCUUCAUUAAAGCUGUCACUUACAGAAUCAUCACAAUCUGGAUUAGUCUCAGAUAGAAGUACAUCUACGCCUAUCAUCAGGUCCUCUCUGCCUAGGGUCAAAUCUUCUCAUGCUGAGGAUUAUCAUUCACCUCCGGCAUCCAAAUGGUUAAAAGGCUCACGGAGGUCACCCAAAUCCACAGUGCUGUCUUUACAGCUGAGCAUGUCAGAUUCAGAGGAGGAAAUGACAGGUGAAGAUGCUUGCCUGGUGCCCAGUGAGGAAGACUCCUCUGAUGAAGAGCUGAGACGAAUCACGGAUGCAGAAGAACAAAAGAAUGGCUUUCCCUCUCCGUGCCCCACCGCGACCCCUCCGGCAGAGCCUCAUAUUACUUUCACAAACCUCUCAAAGUCCAAAAACGACAACACGGAACCAGACCUAUUUACAGGAUCUUCUCAGGUUAUCAGAGACCGUUAGAAUCCUCAACCUCAGUUACUUGUAACAG
Messenger RNA from Puntigrus tetrazona (Sumatra barb), 1107 nucleotides. RefSeq names its product zinc finger protein jing homolog. Lineage: Eukaryota; Metazoa; Chordata; Actinopteri; Cypriniformes; Cyprinidae. The record is from RefSeq and is a predicted model, not a curated record. The coding region runs from base 78 to 1079 and encodes 333 amino acids. The transcript has 2 exons.